AUCGAGCGGGAGGAGCCGGGGCCGGGCGGGACGAACCAGGACAGAGCGGGAGGAGCCAGAACCAGGCGGGAGGAGCCAGAACCGGGCGCAGGCGCCGCUCCGGCAUCCGCUGCUCGGCCGGGCCUGACGGCUGUCCCCUGGCACUGUGCCCCAUGGAUGGCGUUUUCCUGUCGCCCAGCGAGGAUGAGUUCGUGGGCAGGAUCGUGGAGGAGCUGGAGCACUUCCUGGAGCAGGGCCAGCACCACCGAGUGCUGCUGUUCCCACCCCUGUCCAGCCGCCUCAGGUACCUGAUCCACCGCACCGUGGAGAGCAUGGAGCUGCUGAGCAGCUUCUCGGUGGGAGAGGGCUGGAGGAGGAGGACAGUCAUCUGUCACUCGGCUGUCAGGCUUCCCACCGAGACCUCGAGCGAGCAGAGAGCCGGGACCGCCCCCGCCCGUGCGCAGCGCCCGGCGCAGCCCUGGGGCCGGGGGGGCCGGGGGGCCCGGCCACGCCACCCCGGGGACACCCACGGGGACAGUCCCCGUGCCACCGUGGGCUCGGGCAGGAUCACCAGGCCGCCCCGGAGGAAGCCGGAGAGAGCCCUGUACGUGCCCAGGGGGAGCCGCAAAAAGGAGAACUGGAGGGAGAGGGAGAGCCCCGGGGACGGGGCCGCGGCUCCAGGAGGUGAAAACUGCCCCAGGAAUUCCAGCCGGGAGCAGCAGGACCAGGGCAGGGCUGGAGGCGGCCCUGGGAAGCAGCAGGAGCCCGAGGGUGGCCCGGGAAAAGGCAGCGCUGGGAAUGUGCCACCCCUGGGGAAUGGCAGCGGUUCCUGGGAGCAGCAGGGUCGGGGUGGAGACUGUGCCCAGUGCCCGGGGUCUGCACAUGGCAAACAGCCCCCCGAGGCUGGGCAGCAGCUGAGCCAGGGCAGUGCCAUCGUUCUGAGCCCUGGCAGUGCCAUCGAUCCUGGGCAGGAGCCGAGCCCUGGCAGUGCCAUUGAUCCUGGGCAGGAGGAGCUGAGCCCUGGCAGUGCCAUCGUUCUGAGCCCUGGCAGUGCCAUCGUUCUGAGCCCUGGCAGUGCCAUCGAUCUGAGCCCUGGCAGUGCCAUCGAUCCAGAACAGAAGCCAAGCCCCGGCAGUGCCAUUGAUCCAGGGCAGGAGCCAAGCCAGGGCAGUGCCAUCAAUCCAGGGCAGGAGGAGCUGAGCCCUGGCAGUGCCAUUGAUCCAGGGCAGGAGCUGAGCCCUGGCAGUGCCAUUGAUCCAGGGCAGGAGCUGAGCCCUGGCAGUGCCAUCGUUCUGAGCCCUGGCAGUGCCAUCGUUCCAGAGGGCAGUGAGCUCCAGGAGCUGCAGGAGGAGAAGGAAUCCAGCCGGGAUCCCGGAGGGGCAGAGUGUGGGAGGAGCUCUGUGCCAUUGGAGAACCAGGGGGGCAGCAGGACAGCCCUGCCCGUGCCAGCCCCAGCUGUGCCAGCCCCAGCUGUGCCAGCCCCAGGUGUGACAGACCUGCUUGUGACCAACCCAGCUGUGACAGACCCAGCCAUGACAGACCAACCUGUGCCAGCCCCAGCUGUGCCAGCCCCCCCGGCGCUGCCAUCCCAGCCCCCCCAGAGCAGCCAGGCUCCCCGUGCCCAGCAGGAUUCCCAGGCUGUGCCCACCCAGGGCAGCCCCAGCGCUGGGCAGGUGGAGCUGAAACCCCCGCAGAAGGUUCUGGAAGGCCCAGCCGAGGCUCUGGCUGCCUCUGAGCUGCUCCCAGGGGGAGAUCCGGGGCGGAUCCACGGCGGGAAGGAGGAGGAGGAGGAGGAGGAAGGCUCGGGAGUGGCCGAGGCGCUGCGGAGGGGACAGGAUGUGGCUGCAGGGGACAGAGAGGGGACGAGGCAGAGCGGCCUCGAGGACGACUGCACGGCAGAGCUGCUGGCAGAGAUCGUUGGGAACCUGACGGUGAAGGAGAUCAGCGUGGAGAGGAUCAGCGUGGAUGGCUCUGGCUGCGGGGAGGGCCAGCUCAGCCAGGGCCACCUGGGCCACGUCACCGAGAUCUACGACUUCGCGCCCAGCCUGCGCACCGAGGACCUGCUGGGCAUCUUCUCUGAGUUCCACGAGGGCGGGUUCAGGAUCCAGUGGGUGGAUGAGACUCACGCCCUGGGCAUCUUCAGCAGCCUCUCCUCAGCCUCGCAGGCCCUGGCCCGGCGCUACCCCUGCCUGAAGCUGCGGCCGCUGCUCCACGCCAGCCCCCAGGCCAGGCUCAAGGCCCUGCAGAGACCCAAGCUGCUGCAGGUGGGCAAGGAGAGGCCGCAGACGGACUCGGCCGUGGCCAGGAGAAUCGUGUCCCACGCCCUGGGCUGGAGGCAGCGGCAGCAGGAGCCCCCAGGCAGUGAAGAAUUCCAGGCAGAAUCCUUGGAAUGAUCCCAAAAAACCCCCCCAGGGGAAUUCCUGCGGAGCAGGGGGGGGCUGCAGGGACGUUGGGAAUGGGAAUUCUUGAUUUUUUUGGGGGUUUUUGUGGAGCCCUGGGAGUGCUGGAAUUUCAGGAACCAGGGGGGGUUCCUUCAUUCCCUAUUCCUGCUCUGCUUCCCAAGCCAAACCAGGCAUGGAUGAGGGAAUUGGGAUUUUUUUGGGACCAAAAUUCCCAGGGCAAGGCGGGAGUUGAGGGAUCUGUUCCGAGUUUGUUGUGGUGUUGCUGUUCAGAGAUCCCAGGAAAAUGACAGGCAGCAAAUCCAAGUUCUGGGGAAUUCUUUCCUUAUUGGCAGAGCUCCAAAUCCCUGUUGGUGAGGAAAGUUGGGAUCUGCUCAUGAGGGAAAUAAAAAAACCUCUGGAAUUUGCCUGUGCUGGGUUCAAAGUGAGCUCCCAACCCCAUUCCAGGCUCUGCUCCUGCUCCAGUCUGGAAUUCUGAGGGAAAACUGGAAUUUUCCAAUUGCCAGGAGUUCCAACCCUUGGCCAGCCGCCCUCUGGAGCACCGGAGGAACGACAAAGAUUGGAAAUAUUCCUGCAGUUUGGGGAUUUGGGGGAAGUUUGGGAUUCCCUGGAAUUCCAGGUGACUCUGAUUGCAGGAGAGGGGGGAAAACCCCCAAACUUCCAGAAAUGGUGAGGAGAAAAUCCACCCAGGGCUCCUGAAGUGAUUUAUUUUUGUUGUUUUCCCUGGGAAAAGGGUUUUAUUGGAGCUCUGUAGCAAAGAGAACCGGGAAUUCCCACGGGAGCAGAUCCCUGGGGGUGAGGGGCAGGAAUUCCCUCUGCAGGGGGCACAAGGAUCAUCCAUCCUUGGGAAAAAAGAUGGAAUUUCCAGGCAGGAGGGGAUUCUUGGAUGGGCACGGCAGCUGGAGGGUGGAGGAGUCCUGAGGGAUGGGAAUUCCCAGCCUGGGAAUUCAUCCCUGGGAAUCUGCUGAGUUCUGGGACACUUCAGGGAGCUCGGGUUCCCUGGGAGAUUCCAUGUGAAAUUGAAAUUCCCAGUGAAAUUCUCUUUGAAAUUAAAAUUCCCUGUGAGGAUUCUAUAUGAAAUUCCCUGUGAAAUUGAAAUUCCAUAUGAAAUUCCCUGUGAAAUUGAAAUUCCAUAUUAAAUUCCCUGUGGAAUUCUCUUUGAAAUUGAAAUUCCAUAUUAAAUUCCCUGUGAAGUUGAAAUUCUAUAUGAGAUUCCCUGUGGAAUUCCCAGUGGAAUUCCCAGUGGAAUUCCCUGUGGAAUUCCCUGUGGGAUUCCCUGUGGAAUUCCCUGUGAGAUUGAGAUUCCCUGUGAGAUUCCCAGUGGGAUUCCCAGUGAAGUUGAAAUUCCCUGUGGGAUUCCCAGUGAGAUUCCCUGUGGGAUUCCCUGUGAAAUUGAAAUUCCCAGUGGGAUUCCCAGUGGGAUUCCCUGUGGAAUUCCCUGUGAGAUUGAGAUUCCCUGUGGGAUUCCCAGUGGGAUUCCCAGUGGGAUUCCCUGUGGGAUUCCCUGUGGAAUUCCCUGUGAGAUUGAGAUUCCCUGUGGAAUUCCCAGUGGAAUUCCCAGUGGAAUUCCCUGUGAAAUUGAAAUUCCCUGUGGAUUCCCUGUGGAAUUCCCUGUGAGAUUGAGAUUCCCUGUGAGAUUCCCAGUGGGAUUCCCAGUGAAGUUGAAAUUCCCUGUGAGAUUCCCUGUGGGAUUCCCAGUGGGAUUCCUCAUUCCACGUUCUCUCCCCUCCGGGCCGUGGCCGUUGCCGGAUACGAGGUUUCACUGCAGGAUUAAAUUCCGCUUUUGGCUGUUCUGCUCCUUC
Serinus canaria (Common canary) is the source of this 4180-nucleotide messenger RNA. RefSeq names its product R3H domain and coiled-coil containing 1 (gene R3HCC1). Lineage: Eukaryota; Metazoa; Chordata; Aves; Passeriformes; Fringillidae. The transcript is spliced from 8 exons. The record is from RefSeq and is a predicted model, not a curated record. Bases 153 to 2372 code for a protein of 739 amino acids. Gene Ontology annotation, molecular function: nucleic acid binding.